GAUUAUAUCUUUAUCCUUGAAAUUUAAAAACAUUUGCCAGGACAUGUCUUGGUGUUGAUGAUCUCUGUUGAACCUUCUCAGUCUCCAGUCUCAGGAUAAAUGAGGAGCUGAUUCUUAAUCCUGUCACAUUGAAUGGACAGCAAAUUAUGGAUGAACCUAUGGGAGAGGAAGAGAUUAAUCCACAAACUGAAGAAGGCAGUAUCAAAGAAAUUGCAAUCACACAUCAUGUAAAGGAAGGACAUGAAAAGGCAGAUCCUUCCCAAUUUGAACUUUUAAAAGUAUUAGGGCAGGGAUCAUUUGGAAAAGUUUUCUUAGUCAAAAAAAUCUCAGGCUCUGAUGCUAGACAGCUUUAUGCCAUGAAAGUAUUGAAGAAGGCCACUUUGAAAGUUCGAGACCGUGUUCGGACAAAAAUGGAGCGUGAUAUCUUGGUAGAAGUUAAUCAUCCUUUUAUUGUCAAGUUGCAUUAUGCUUUUCAAACUGAAGGGAAGUUGUAUCUUAUUUUGGAUUUUCUCAGGGGAGGAGAUUUGUUUACACGCUUAUCCAAAGAGGUGAUGUUCACAGAAGAAGAUGUCAAAUUCUACUUGGCUGAGCUUGCACUUGCUUUAGACCAUCUACAUAGCCUGGGAAUAAUCUAUAGAGACUUAAAACCAGAAAACAUACUUCUUGAUGAAGAAGGUCACAUCAAAUUAACAGAUUUUGGCCUAAGUAAAGAGUCUAUUGACCAUGAGAAGAAAGCAUAUUCUUUUUGUGGAACUGUGGAAUAUAUGGCUCCAGAAGUAGUUAAUCGUCGAGGUCAUACUCAAAGUGCGGACUGGUGGUCUUUUGGUGUGUUAAUGUUUGAGAUGCUCACUGGUACACUACCCUUCCAAGGAAAAGAUCGAAAAGAAACAAUGACUAUGAUCCUUAAAGCUAAACUUGGGAUGCCACAGUUUUUGAGUCCUGAAGCCCAGAGUCUUUUACGAAUGCUUUUCAAACGAAAUCCUGCAAACAGAUUAGGUGCAGGACCAGAUGGAGUGGAAGAAAUUAAAAGACAUUUAUUUUUCUCAACAAUAGAUUGGAAUAAACUAUACAGAAGAGAAAUUCAUCCACCUUUUAAACCUGCAACUGGCAGGCCUGAAGAUACAUUCUAUUUUGAUCCUGAGUUUACUGCAAAAACUCCCAAAGAUUCACCUGGCAUUCCACCUAGUGCUAAUGCACAUCAGCUUUUUCGGGGGUUUAGUUUUGUUGCUAUUACCUCAGAUGACGAAAGCCAAGCUAUGCAGACAGUUGGUGUGCAUUCAAUUGUUCAGCAGUUGCACAGGAACAGUAUUCAGUUUACUGAUGGAUAUGAAGUGAAAGAAGAUAUUGGAGUUGGCUCCUACUCUGUUUGUAAGAGAUGUAUACAUAAAGCCACAAACAUGGAGUUUGCAGUAAAGAUUAUUGAUAAAAGCAAGAGAGACCCAACAGAGGAAAUUGAAAUUCUUCUUCGUUAUGGACAGCAUCCAAACAUUAUUACUCUAAAGGAUGUAUAUGAUGAUGGAAAAUAUGUGUACGUGGUGACAGAACUUAUGAAAGGGGGUGAAUUGCUGGAUAAAAUUCUUAGACAGAAAUUUUUCUCUGAACGAGAGGCCAGCGCUGUCCUGUUUACUAUAACCAAAACUGUUGAAUAUCUUCAUGCUCAAGGGGUGGUUCACAGAGACUUAAAACCAAGCAACAUUCUUUAUGUGGACGAAUCUGGCAAUCCAGAAUCUAUUCGAAUUUGUGAUUUUGGCUUUGCCAAACAGCUAAGAGCAGAAAACGGUCUUCUCAUGACACCUUGUUAUACUGCAAAUUUUGUUGCACCAGAGGUUUUGAAACGACAAGGCUAUGAUGCUGCUUGUGAUAUAUGGAGUCUUGGUGUCCUCCUCUAUACAAUGCUUACUGGUUACACUCCAUUUGCAAAUGGCCCUGAUGAUACACCAGAGGAAAUACUGGCACGCAUCGGCAGUGGAAAAUUCUCACUCAGUGGUGGUUACUGGAAUUCUGUUUCAGAUACAGCAAAGGACCUGGUGUCAAAGAUGCUUCAUGUGGACCCUCAUCAGAGAUUGACUGCUGCCCUUGUGCUCAGACACCCUUGGAUAGUCCACUGGGACCAACUGCCACAAUACCAACUAAACAGACAGGACGCACCACAUCUGGUCAAGGGUGCCAUGGCAGCUACAUAUUCUGCUUUAAACCGUAAUCAGUCACCAGUUUUGGAACCAGUAGGCCGCUCUACUCUUGCUCAGCGAAGAGGUAUUAAAAAAAUCACCUCCACAGCCCUGUGAAGUGACCUCAGUGAAAUAUUUGGUACCAUGGUGUAAGCUGAUAGCACAAGUUCUGGCGACAGGUAGCACAUAUCUGAGAGACACCUGCAAGCACACACUGUCCCAGCUGGUACCCAUAAUGCUGCUGCUCCUGCUGCUGCUCCCGCUUUCAUCUCUUCUCGCUUUACAUGAUUGUUAGCAAGUUAGAUUUUCCUGGAGCUUCGGAUGAAAUGGAAAUGGAAACAUGAUGAAGAUAUAUUCACUGAAUCAAUAAGAAGAAGAAUGAACAUAUGAAUACCACCUAAAAAUACACUGAAUAAAGUACUCUACACCAUAUAGCAUUAUUUUUAUAGAAAAUAUUUCAUGUCCCUUAAAUAUUCUUUGUUAGUUAUAGGGAUGGACAGUUUAUGUUAAGCACUUAGCUUAAACAAUCCGUUUAUAUUAGCACUGUAUCCCUUGUGCCAUCCAACAUUUUGUAUGUUUUUGUAAACAGUUCAUAUACAGUACAUUUCUGUACUGCUUUCUUUAAUGUAUACAUGCCUUGUUUAACUUGGAAUCUUUUAUUAAUAAUCAAUUGACUAUUAAAUCUGGUUAAAUAGUUCACCUGGAUUAACAGUAUUGUUGGACAGCGCUAAAAAUGGCCAGAUUGUAGAACAGCUGUUGAAUGUAAUACUUCCAAAAUGUACAUAUCUUUCCCCAUGUCUGUUUCACUGGUUCGUUCGUUUGUUACUUAAAGUCGGGUGCUCUGUCAGACUAACUUGUAGAGCUGUUACGGUAGAGAAAGUUAUAUGUCUGUGGCAUGACAUCAAGAGUACACCUAUGAAGUUAGUUCAUAUACUUUGCAAUUCUUUAGUGUUCUUUUUUUUAAUUAAGGAAGUAGUUGUUGCACUUUUAAUCUUAAAUAGUGUCCAUACUUAAAAUUGGCAUAUAAUUUGGAAUUUUGCCAAUAUACAUCCAAGGCCUGUGGUGGAGAAAUUGGCCAAGGAAAUUUUAGCAACAGGUCAUUCAAGUCCCAGUGGAUAUUUCAUGUUUAAGUAGAUCAAAUUGCAGAAUUUAGCGUAUGAAUAACAAGAUACCUGUUCUUGUAUACCUGUGAGAAAAGUAUGCUUUUUUGGAAAAACAGUAAAUGAGUUCUAUCCCAUUACGAUGCUUUAUAUUAAAUACUAAUUUGAGUGUAAUAAAAGCCACAGGCCUCUAUAUGAAAUUGGAUUAAAACUUUCUUAUUCUAGGGAAUAAAACAUUCUUGAUCAAACAAUAUCUGUUCUAACCUAAAAUCAUAGCUAAGGUAGAUUAAGUGAAUAUCUAGCAUUGAGUGUUUUCUGAAUUUCUCCUGAUGAUUUAUAGCUGUGUAGUACUUCCUUUAACUUCAGAUAUAAUCACUUUUCAUAAUGGUCACUGAGUCUGCUUAGAUUACAGUAUUAUCUACAUCUAAUGUGGUAGUUUCCAUAAUUUUAUUUGAUUAAAGAAAUUUCUGUAUCCAUUAUGACCUGUAUCUUUGCCAAGUUACCUAGCAUACAUCAAUAUGUAAUAUUGAAAACAUAUGAGCAAGGAUAAAGUAAUUUAACUUACCUCAUCAAGAAUGUGCCCAAACAGAUCUUCCUUCGUCAUGUAUUAAGCCAUUUAUAUCAGAAAUCUUUUUCCUGCCAGAAACUUUAAGUCUUUCACUUGAGAGUACAAAGCCAAGAAAGCGUGGUUUGUCUGUCUUGGAAGCACUUGUUAUUCCUUAAUUUCUCCUGUAUGCAAUUAAAGAGAAAGGAAAAAUCUAUAACAUUCCUUUUGCCCAAGUGA
Messenger RNA from Myotis lucifugus (little brown bat), 4052 nucleotides. RefSeq names its product ribosomal protein S6 kinase A3 (gene RPS6KA3). Gene Ontology annotation, biological process: protein phosphorylation; intracellular signal transduction. The transcript has 23 exons. Bases 147 to 2285 code for a protein of 712 amino acids. Gene Ontology annotation, molecular function: magnesium ion binding; ATP binding; ribosomal protein S6 kinase activity. Lineage: Eukaryota; Metazoa; Chordata; Mammalia; Chiroptera; Vespertilionidae. The record is from RefSeq and is a predicted model, not a curated record.